AUGAGCGCGCCGAAGCCCCCAGCGGGGCACUUCAACAUCCUUUACUUCGCAAGUGCUAGCUCCCACACGGGCAAGGAUAUGGAAGCUCUGCCGGCGCCGCUGCCCUUGCGGAAACUCUUCGACACACUCGAGGAGCGGUACCAGGGUAUUCGGGAAACGGUGCUUGAUCACAGCCUGGUCACGAUAAACUUAAGCUACGUGGACAUGCCGAGCAGUGAGGAUGAAGACGUUGUUAUACAAGAGGGGGACGAGGUGGCCAUCAUUCCUCCUGUCAGCUCCGGUUGA
This is a messenger RNA of Sordaria macrospora k-hell, 285 nucleotides long. RefSeq lists its product as uncharacterized. Gene Ontology annotation, biological process: Mo-molybdopterin cofactor biosynthetic process. The record is from RefSeq and is a predicted model, not a curated record. NCBI's taxonomy places the organism in Eukaryota, Fungi, Ascomycota, Sordariomycetes, Sordariales, Sordariaceae. Gene Ontology annotation, cellular component: cytosol.